This is a messenger RNA of Brienomyrus brachyistius, 3325 nucleotides long. Its product is annotated as HMG domain-containing protein 3-like. NCBI's taxonomy places the organism in Eukaryota, Metazoa, Chordata, Actinopteri, Osteoglossiformes, Mormyridae. Bases 765 to 3089 code for a protein of 774 amino acids. The transcript is spliced from 14 exons. The record is from RefSeq and is a predicted model, not a curated record.
CGUCAUUUCCGUUCGAACGACAGACUCCUACUUGUCGCGAGCUGUAAGAAUCCAUCUUGUCAUGCGGAUAAUUCCGAAGUCGUGAUGCAUCCUUCAAUUCUAAGUCAUGGUGCCCUACCAGAAAUAAUCAGAUGCAGCACAUGCUGCCGCCUGUAUCAUUGCCCGCUUUGUCCUAACUUUAGGCCAGCGAAGCUGAACAGACUAAAGAUCCACCUGGAUGUGCAUAUAAAAAAUGCAGUGUUUUUCCAAAACUUAAGAAUUUGCAGAUGCACGCUACCUUGUAGAAAGGAUGGUCAUUUCCACUGCCCUAGGUGCAGUGAGACAGUGAUUAAAAGAAACACUUUUGUGGAGCACCUGGAAAAGUGCAGCGGUGUGACCAAAAAGACUGAGUCCUCAUGCUUACUUCAGACAGCCUUACCUCCCAUUCCAUUGCUUCAACAAGCAAAAUCUUCCUCUCCACAGCCUGAAGGGGAUCAAUGUUUCCCUCAACUAAAGAAAGAAGUAGAACCUUCCCAUCUGCCCUCAUUCAGAAAACCAGUAAAGGUGAAAUGUCCACACUGUUCACUGCUGUUACAUAAAAAGAAUCUACAUACUCACAUUACUAGGAAGCAUUUAUGCACACCAAGAGAUGUGAAUAGGCAGUCACAUUUUGCCAGUGUUUGUGUUGAUACAAAAAAUGGUAUUGCUGCAGUUCAAAAGUCAGGACAUGGAUUUUCAACACCUAUUCAUGUUAAAAAAAAAUUAAGGCCAACAAACAUGAGGUAAUGUGUGAACUGGAGGAAUGCUGGCAAUAUCAGCUAUUAGUACGCAGGAGUCGUCUUGUGUUCAGUGAGUGCCACCACAUACGUUCACUGGAAUACUGCACAGAAGUAGCGGAGGAAGAGAUUCUACAUGCAAGAGUUUUGGAUGAAAUGGUUGCAUGCAAGUUCUUUGCAGCAGCAAAGAAGGCAGUGUGCUUGAAGAGACAAAGGUUAGCAUUGAAAGCUGGAGCACCUUUUUCUGUCCUUGUUGAUCUUGGUGGGUCAAAGUCUUAUAUUUGUUUAUCCAUCCAUGACUCCACAACAUAUUUCAGUCGCCUUGGAAGAAUGAUGGUUACGUUCAGUAUGAAGAACAACACGUGGCAUUGUCCAUGUGCUAAGCCACAUAUGUCAUGUCCUCAUAAGAACAUUGCAAAGUGGCACAUCUUUCAAAUUAACAGGAACUUGUUCAGAACUCAGUUGGAUUCAAAGCCUGACACAGCUUCACAGUCCAAACAGGAACAGGCAACAGAGGACUUGAAGAGGGCAGUGAAAUACAUUUAUGAAAGAAAAAAAAUUCCAGCAAGUCUUCCAGAGGACACAACUGCAAAACCACCAUCAGACUACCCAUCAGAUUUAAUUCCAGCGGAGACUUCAUGUGUCCUUUGCUCAAGCAGUCCAAAGUUUGACAUGCCAGUGAAUAUUACAAAUAUGGCCAAAAUAGUAACAACCCUUGGAAUUGCUGAAAAUAUUUCAACCUACUUUAAGAGAUGUCCUGAGUGUCAGAUGACUUACCGUUAUCAGGAGUGGCAAGAUGGACUUCAUAACUUUGAUGAUCAUCUUGUGUUGAGCCUUGAACUAUGUCUUUAUUUAAGACACAGUCUUCAGAACCACAUUUCUGUUUCAAGGGCUAUCGAUACUCUGCAAAAUUUGCGGAAAAAACAGUUUCCACCGACAGACAGGAUUUUGCAUGCCUACUGCCACUUUGAGGCACUAACCAGCACAGAUUGCACAUAUGCUUGUGUUCUGUGUAGCUACUGGCCUUCUGUUGUGGUGAUGGACCUGCAUAAAAAGGCUGUUUUUAAUUUGGCUGUCAGUGAUCUCAAAGAUCCACCUGUCAGCUAUACUGGUGAGCAAAGCAUUGUGGAUUUCUGGGAUGCUAUCAAUUUAGAGAUGAUUUCUUCUGGCUUUGUUCCCAGUCAGGCACAGAACCCUUGUGCUGUUAAACCAAAUUAUGAAUUCUGGGCACCUUGGAUAGGGCCAAUGACCAGGAAAAGUGACAAAGUACUCAACACAGAACAUGAGAAAAUGUCAGGUGUCAAGUCAUCUACUGAAGUGGCACUUACACUUGUAUCUGAAGAUCGGCUGGUUGAUGAAUUGAUGAAACAAAAAGUGAGCACUGUCCGAAAAUUGUGCAAGGCCUGUAACGUUUGUUUCAAAGGGUCCCAUACUGACCUUGUUAUCAGACUAAGGGAGGAGAUGAAAACGAGACAGACAUAUGACAAAGUAUUUCAGAAGAUCUGGGGCGCUUCUGGUGGAUGGUCAGUCAUUGUGUGUCCACAUGGAAUUGUGUACAGCUUAAAAUUCAACCUUAGAGCAGAGAGUCCAAGGGACUUUGCAGAUUUGCUUCUUUCCUGGAAGCACUUUCCAAAUGUGUGUGUAUAUGAUUUUGCCCGUGGGCUAGCUACACAUACUAACUUGAGGUUACCAGCCAUCUUGCCUUUUCAUCCAUUUGAAGGAAGAGUGGCACAGCCUACUGUGGAGAACAUUCAGUCAGCUGAGAUGAAAAAACUUCAGGCUUGUCUAUACAUUGCUGUUGAUGCCCCUUUUGACUACACAGUUGAUGACAUGCCUCAGAUUAGAAAAUGGUGGUGUAUUCUUCUUUUGGAGAAUUUAACACUGGAAAGGCAUGGAAAAAGAUUUGCUCACUGGACAGCAGAAGCUCAUGCUCUUCUGCGAGGAGAGACUGACCCAGUGUUCAGAUUGCCAAGGAGGAACCUAGAGCCUUCCCAGUCUGAAGAGGAGUCCAUGACAACCCAGGAGGAAACUUUAUCUCUCCCACACUCUGAAGAGCCAAAAGUAAUGACAGACCUGAAAACUGCAAGAAAAUGGUACCAAGAUCACCAUGAACUCUUUGAGUCUCCUGUGGUCCUUCCCAGAAUCCUCAGAAUGGAGGAUGGUGAUGUGAUUAGAUCACUGGAGAAACUUAAAAAUACUGAAUAUUACACUGAAGAAGAGAGAGAUACCAUCGUGUAUCCCUUUUUAUUUCAGUUUUCAAAUGUUCAAGACAUGCAUUUGUUUAUAGAAAACACAGCCGACAAGGGCUUAAUCGUGUUUUGUUGUUUAGUGUAGUAGGUUCACUGUACAGUACAUUGUUAUUGUCACAACCGAUCGUUCAGACCUCAUGUGGACCACGCCCACCUCAUUUACCUCAUCUGAAUCCCGCUUGUUACCAGCUUUCCUGUUUGAUCUUGUUUGUCUUGUGUAUUUGUUUGUUUUCUAGUUCAUUCCCCAGAUCUGUCAUUGUUGCUACGUGCCUUGUUCCCUGUUAUUCCCUUUUUACCCUGAUUAAACCCUGUUUAUUGGCA